ACACACCUUUUUGUUGUCAUCGAGCACUCGACAAUGCCAGGUGAACUAUUAAAUCAGUUUUUCGCGCCUCGAGUCUCAUUAUCGCACUAGAAUCUUCUGCAUUAAUAGAGAAACGGUGCUUUAUCGCCUGAGAAUUAUUUUUUUAUCGAACAAAUUCUUUUCGUAAUUUUCAAUUCGAUGUGAUAACAGUGUCUUGUCUGAUAAAUCCAGUGGAUCAUGCUCACGAUAAUAAUGGAAUAUGUGUGAUAAAUCGGGAAUGUCAGACGUGCCGUACGUGCGGGAAUAAUUACCUGUGGACAUUGUUUCUGGAUUACGUUCUUUUUUUUUAAAGGAAUACAUUUUACGUGAAUAUUACGAAAUUAACGGAGGUGUUCUAAAAAAUGCCGUUGUUUAAACCAAAGAGCUCAUCGUCCCGAUCAUCCUCGAGCCCGGAGAAAAUGAAUAACGGAGCUCAGGAUGGUGAGGGUCACGACACGGUGAGCAACAGUAGUUCACAGAUGAACACCACCAAUGGCAAUGGUAAACGGGACAGAAACAGUCCCCAGAAUCGCUUUCCUGAGGCCCAGACUGACGAGAGUAAAACACAACUUGUCUUUCGAUGCCAAUUGGCUCAUGGCAGCCCAACAGGUUUCAUUUCUGGAUUCAGCAACGUUCGAGAGUUGUACCAGAGAAUUGCUGAUUGUCACGAUUUACCUGCCAGUGAGAUAUUGUUCUGCACGUUGAAUACCCACAAAGCCGAGAUGUCGGAACUACUUGGGGGACAAAUUGGCCUCGAGGAUUUCAUAUUCGCCCAUCGAAAAGGGAGGCCGAAGGAAAUAGAAUUGAUAAAAACCGAAGAUGCCUUGGGCCUGACGAUAACAGACAACGGUGCAGGCUACGCUUUCAUAAAGAGAAUAAAAGAAGGAUCUGUGAUUGAUAAAAUAAAAAUAAUACAAGUUGGUGAUCAUAUUGAAAAAAUUAACGAGGAGAAUCUAGUAGGAAGACGACAUUUCGAAGUUGCCAAGAUGUUGAAGGAAAUUCCGAAGGGCUCGAUGUUCACUCUCAGACUGAUUGAGCCCCAGAAGAAUGGAUUUGGAAGUAUUGGACCUCGUUCUGAUCCCAGGAAAGGGAAAAAAUCUGGAUAUGGAACCGGCAAAGAAACUUUGAGAUUUAAAGCUGAUGGAAGUGCACAUAUUCAACCUCAUUUGUAGUUUUUACUCGUAAAAACACCUGCCAUCGAUGCAAGUAUUUUGUUGGCCUCGUUUUCGAUGGGAAUCAUUGAAUUCUAUUUUUUUUUUAUAAUUCUAUUGUAUAAUGAAUAUGUAAUGAGAUUAGUUUAAAAUACUUGGAUCAAAACUGUACCUAAUUAUUAUCAUUAAUAAGCACAGAGUUUAUUGAUACGGAAGAGAUAUUUUAAUUAAUGAGUACCAAACAAUUUGUAAUUAAUGUUAAAUAAAAUGGACUGAAAAUUUAA
Fopius arisanus is the source of this 1453-nucleotide messenger RNA. It is a transcript of the gene kermit, whose product is annotated as PDZ domain-containing protein GIPC-like protein kermit. The record is from RefSeq and is a predicted model, not a curated record. Lineage: Eukaryota; Metazoa; Arthropoda; Insecta; Hymenoptera; Braconidae. Gene Ontology annotation, molecular function: protein binding.